CAGAAGCAUCUCGCAAAUCGCUCCUAGAAGCCGCGCGCUCUCUAAUCGCGGAGCUCGAGACACCAGGGGAGAAGUUGGCGCGGCUGGGUUGGUUCGAGGGCUAUCGCACCUACGUGCUCAAAAUCGGAUUGGAUCUGGGUCUAUUCAAUAAAAUGGCCAAGGACAACGCGUCGCCGAAGUCUGUGGAGCAGCUUGCGAAGAUGACGGGGGCGGAGGCACGGUUGUUAGACCGAUUCUUGCGUGUCCUAGCCGCGGAUCGUAUGGUUGAGGAGACGGGAUCUAGCGAGUACACGCUCAACGGGUUCUCGACGUUGCUGACGCAGGAGAUCUACCAGGGCCUCUUGAUUGACUGUAUAGAUGCCAGCGGUCUCCCCACCGCAGCACUGCCGGAGUAUCUCAAAAGCACCGGAUACAAGAACCCAAUCAGCAAGGACGAGAGCGCAUGGAAAUUUGCGCUCAAGACGCCUCUGUCGUACUUCGAGUAUCUCGCCCAGCCAGGCCAGGAGUACCGCUUGCGGAACUUCAACCUCCACAUGACGGCAAAGAACGAAAUCUACACGCAGCGCUGGUUCGAGGUGGUCCCCGUCCAUGAAGCCCUACGCCCGUCGUUAGGACCGGACUCACCUCUCAUCGUCGACGUCGGCGGGAACGUCGGGCACGACCUCAUCGCUCUCCACGAGGCGCACCCGGAGCUGAAAGGAAAACUGGUAUUGCAAGACUUACCUGGGCCUAUUGCUCAAGCAACAAACCUACCGGCCGGUACCGAAAAGAUGGAGUACAGCUUCUUCACGCCGCAGCCCGUGAAAGAGGCGUCCGCGUACUACUUCCACCAGGUGCUCCACGACUGGCCCGACGACAAGUGCCGUGAGAUUCUGAAGAACCAGAUUCCGGCGAUGAAGAAGGGGCACAGCAAGAUCCUCAUCGACGAUCUGGUCAUCCCGGACCAAGGCGCGGGCUGGCUGGAGACGGGAAUUGAUAUGCUUAUGCUGACGACUCAUUCCGCUCAAGAGCGGACACAGGCGGAUUGGAGGAGCUUGCUCGAUAGCGUGGGGUUGAAGAUGACGAAACUCUGGGACUGCAAGGGAUAUCCUUUCAAGCUGAUCGAAGCGGAGCUUGCGUAAGUCUCCCGAGGAGAGUAGCGUUCAGGAUGGCGACUGGAGGCGCGCAAGGGGCAUCAUGUGGGGCAUCCUGUCAGACGAUUGAGCCGCAACGGGCAAGACGAAAGCUAGCGGAGAUCAGGGUCGAAGAGGAAGACGGGUUCCUGGUGAGUGCAAGGGCUAUCCCUUCAGACUGUCGAGUUGUAACGGGUAUGACGAGAGCUAGAGAGAGUAUGGUUGACGAUCUUGACGUUGUGAGUGUAAGGGGUAUCCUUUCAGACCGAGUAACGCGCAGCUGGCAUGAAAAAAGCGAGUACAACAAUCCAAAUGAAGUAUAAAGAAGAGAAAAGUAUUACGAC
Mytilinidion resinicola is the source of this 1456-nucleotide messenger RNA. Its product is annotated as S-adenosyl-L-methionine-dependent methyltransferase. The record is from RefSeq and is a predicted model, not a curated record. Gene Ontology annotation, molecular function: O-methyltransferase activity. The coding region runs from base 153 to 1121 and encodes 322 amino acids. Lineage: Eukaryota; Fungi; Ascomycota; Dothideomycetes; Mytilinidiales; Mytilinidiaceae. The transcript is spliced from 4 exons.